This is a messenger RNA of Hippocampus zosterae (dwarf seahorse), 748 nucleotides long. It is a transcript of the gene il11a, whose product is annotated as interleukin 11a. NCBI's taxonomy places the organism in Eukaryota, Metazoa, Chordata, Actinopteri, Syngnathiformes, Syngnathidae. The transcript is spliced from 5 exons. Gene Ontology annotation, cellular component: cytoplasm. The coding region runs from base 140 to 742 and encodes 200 amino acids. The record is from RefSeq and is a predicted model, not a curated record. Gene Ontology annotation, biological process: positive regulation of cell population proliferation; positive regulation of MAPK cascade. Gene Ontology annotation, molecular function: cytokine activity; growth factor activity.
CGCCGCCGCAGCAGCACGUGUGACGCGUCUUGCCGGAGUGACCGGUGAUUUCUUAUUGUUUUUUUUUUUCAAUUUUUCUUUUAAUUUAUUUGUCUACCUGCUGUUUUGGGGCCUUCCAUUCUGUUGGAUUCGAACCAAUAUGAAAUUGCUGCUCGACCCGUCGUCGUCGCUCCUCUUCUCGCUGCUAUUGGCCCAGCUGCCCGUUUUCACCACUGCCUUCCCGGUGCCUCAGCGGCGACCCGGCGACAUGGACAGGCUGUCCAACCAGACCAAAAGUCUCAUGAAGCUCACGCAGGAACUGCUGAGGGAGCACGCCUUCGAAUCUGACGUGGAGCCCCACAGGUUCAGGUCCCUGCCAGAAAUGAGCAACAGAUCGGCCAAUGAUCUCAACAACCUUGAGCUGAAGCCCACACUCUCCCAGCUGCACGCCGACCUGAAGCUCUACGAGCACCACUUUGAGUGGCUCAACAGGGUGUCCAAGAAGCACCACCACCCGGCGCUGCCCAAGCUGGUGGAGGUGAUCAAGGAGAUGAAGUCGCUCAUCAAUCUCCUGCACCGUCAGAUGCAGAGGGUGGACGCACCGAAGCUGACCCCCGCCACGCCCUCCCUGCCGCCGCACCUCCCUUACCAGUUUGACGUGCUGCAGUCCAGCCAGGAGCUCCUGCACCACUUCAAGCUUUUCUGCGAUUGGGCAAUCCGAGCGUUCAUUAGCCUAAAGCCAAAGAUCACGGCGGCUCAAUGAGAAUUC